This is a messenger RNA of Balearica regulorum gibbericeps (East African grey crowned-crane), 1422 nucleotides long. It is a transcript of the gene TUBD1, whose product is annotated as tubulin delta 1. Gene Ontology annotation, molecular function: GTP binding; structural constituent of cytoskeleton. Lineage: Eukaryota; Metazoa; Chordata; Aves; Gruiformes; Gruidae. Gene Ontology annotation, cellular component: microtubule. Gene Ontology annotation, biological process: microtubule-based process. The record is from RefSeq and is a predicted model, not a curated record.
UCUCUUUUCCACAGUUACUAAAGGCGUGCUUCUGUUUUUUUAGGUUUAAAUACAAAGUGAAUAAGAAUGUCAAUAGUCACAGUCCAGCUUGGUCAGUGUGGUAAUCAGAUUGGUCAUGAGGUGUUUAAUGCUAUCUGCGGUGAUGUCCAUGGCACGCAUGGGUUGUGUUCCAAGAAGGAGAAUGAAUCCUACCAUGAUGCUUGCAAAGAACGUUUUUUCAGAGAGGAGGAAUCUGAAGUACCUGUUGCCCGAGCUGUGCUUGUUGACAUGGAACCUAAAGUAAUCAGCCAAACCUUAUCAACAGCUGCCAGGUCUGGCUACUGGAAAUAUGAUGGUCGGUCACACUUCUGUCAGAAGCAAGGGUCUGGGAACAACUGGGCAAAUGGUUAUUCUGUUCACGGGCCUAAACACAAAGAAGUAAUAAUGGAUCUGGUACAAAAAGAAGCAGAGAAAUGUGAUCGACUCGGUGGAUUUUUCACAAUAAUGAGCAUGGCUGGUGGUACAGGAUCUGGCUUGGGAGCGUUUGUGACCCAGUGCUUAAGAGAUGCUUUUCCAAGCUCAUUUAUACUAAACCAUGUUAUCUGGCCCUACGGCACUGGUGAGGUCAUUGUUCAAAACUACAACUCUGUUUUGACUCUGUCACAUCUGUAUCAGUCAUCAGAUGCUCUUCUUGUUCAUGAAAAUGAUGUCAUCCACAAGAUCUGUGCUCAGCUGAUGAAUAUUAAACAGAUCUCCUUCAGGGAUGUAAAUCAAGUCAUUGCACAUCAGCUGGGGAGUGUUUUCCAGCCCACUUACACAGCAGAAGGUGGCUUACACUACAGCAGAAACCCAUUAGGAGACUUAAUGGAGACGUUAGUUCCACAUCCCGAAUUCAAGAUGUUGGGUCUUCGUAACAUACCUCAGAUGCCUGAAAGCUUCCUCGCUUAUAGCGCAUUCAGUUGGCCUGGACUCAUCAAACAUUUAAGGCAGAUGCUCAUUGCUAAUGCUAAAAUGGAGGAAGGUAUUGAUUGGCAAGUACGACCACCAUGUCUGGGCUCCUCCAUCCCCUCCAGUCAUUCCACAAACAAGCCACUGCAUUUCAAUACUUCCAUUGCCAACCUGGUUAUCCUACGAGGAAAAGAUACGCACAGCGUAGACUUAGGAAGUUUCCGAGAUCCCUCAUUAUAUACAUCAUGGCUAAACCCUCAGGACGCUUUUAAUGCAUGGAAAACACCAAGAGCAUUUAACAAGUAUGAAAAGUCUGCUGCUUUGGUCAGCAAUAGCUUGCUGAAACCUCUUGACAGUGUUGUAGGAAAAGCUUGGAAUAUGUUUGCUUCCAAAGCCUAUAUUCACCAGUACACUAAAUUCGGAAUUGAAGAGGAAGAUUUCCUGGACAGCUUCACAGCUCUGGAACAAGUUAUCUCCAGUUACAGCAACCUUUGA